Molecule: messenger RNA, 1954 nt
Organism: Bipolaris sorokiniana ND90Pr
Lineage: Eukaryota; Fungi; Ascomycota; Dothideomycetes; Pleosporales; Pleosporaceae
Exons: 3
Coding region: 217-1770 (517 amino acids)
Molecular function (GO): heme binding; monooxygenase activity; oxidoreductase activity, acting on paired donors, with incorporation or reduction of molecular oxygen
Source: RefSeq, a predicted model, not a curated record
CUGAAAAUCUUGUCUAGUCAGAUGAAGGAUUAUGUUACCGAGGCUAGGGUGUGGUCUUGCCCAAGCCUGAGUUUUGCGAGGCCUCGCCGAAUGUCAGCAAGCUCUAUCUUAUAGCUAUUGCUACAAGCUAUAGUUCAUGUCCUUCGUAUCAUAAAUUUCGCGAGUUCACUUCUUUUUCUAUUCUGUUCUUCUCACACAUUGAGUUUGGCUGCAACCAUGACGAUCCCUAUCUACGUAGCCGGCGUUGCAGUGUUGGGAUACUUCUUGUAUAAACUAUUCUAUGGAACCGACAAACCGCACAUCAAAGGCUUGCGUGAAGUCCCUGGGCUUCCUCUGCUUGGAAGCUUGUAUGAACUUGGCACAAAACAUCCAAAGGUAGCACAGCAAUGGGCGAAGAAGUAUGGUCCAGUCUACCAGGUGAGGAUGGGAAACAAGAGAAUCGUCUUUGCAAACUCGUUUGACUCCAUCCGUCACCUCUGGAUCGUAAACCAAGCAGCCAUGAUUUCACGGCCUAUGCUCCAUACCUUUCAUAAAGUCGUCUCCUCCUCACAAGGUUUCACAAUUGGAAGUUCUCCAUGGGACGACUCCUGCAAAGCUCGCCGUAAGGCAGCUGCAACGGCCCUGAACCGACCUGCUGUACAGUCAUACAUGCCCCUCAUCGACCUCGAAUCGACCGUCUCUAUCAAGGAGCUUCUCCAGGACAGCAAAGGUGGAGAAAUCGAUCUCGAUCCCCGAGCAUAUUGGCAGCGAUACGCUUUGAACACAUCCUUGUCACUGAACUACGGAUACCGUAUUGAUGGCAACAAGAACGCGCCGCUGCUCAAGGAGAUUGUGAAUGUCGAGAGGGGCAUAGGAUCACUCAGAUCGACAAGCAAUAAUUGGCAAGACUACAUCCCGCUGCUACGGCUGCUUCCAAGUAAAAACAAUGAGGCUAAGCACUUCCGAAAGAGGCGAGACAUAUACAUGGACAAGCUACUCAGCAUCCUGGAAGAGAAGAUCGAGAGCGGCACAGACAAACCAUGCAUCACCGGCAACAUCCUCAAGGACCCCGAAGCAAAGCUAAACAGAGCCGAAAUCACCUCGAUCGGCCUCACCAUGGUCUCCGCAGGCCUCGACACGGUCCCCGGCAAUCUAAUCAUGGGCAUCGCCUACCUGGCGACCUCCAAAGGCCAAAAGAUCCAACAACGCGCCUACGAGGAAAUCAUGAAAGUCUACCCCAACAACGACGCCUGGGAGCGCUGCCUCAACGAAGAACGCGUCCCCUACAUCACCGCCCUGUACAAAGAAAUCCUGCGCUACUGGAUCGUCAUUCCCAUCUGCCUGCCCCGCGUCUCAAUCAAAGACAUCGAAUGGAACGGUACUGUCAUUCCCGCUGGCACAACUUUCUAUAUGAAUGCCUAUGCCGGCAACUAUGACCCUACUCACUUCACCAACCCCGAGACUUUCGAUCCAGAACGCUACCUCGCCGUCUCCGAUGGCGCAGGAACACCACACUACGCAUAUGGCGCUGGCUCGCGCAUGUGCGCAGGCUCUCACUUGGCGAACCGCGAGCUGUUUACUGCGUUUGUCAGACUAAUUUCUGCGUUUGAAUUCACACCACCGGUUGAUCCGCGGGAUGAGCCUAUUCUGGACUGUCUGGAGGCGAAUGCGCUUCCGACGGGUUUGACGUUGGAGCCUAAGUAUUUUAAGGUGGGAUUUAAGCCGAGGAAUAGGGAGUUGUUAGAUAAGUGGAUUAGGGAAAGUGAGGAGAGAACGAAGGAUUUGAAGUAAGGGGUGCCCAGAAUUUGGUGGCAGAGAUAGUAGCAUGUGUGAAGUGUUGGAUCGCUUGCUAUUAAGCAUUUACCUUGAGAGACUUGAAUGUAGCCAGAUUCAUCAUGUCUUGUUGUGUUAGUUAUCGCGUCUUGGAGCGUACUAUCCAAUCUAAUGAGCAGUUGUAUCUAUUGCCUGCCACUAC